Messenger RNA from Pocillopora verrucosa, 4618 nucleotides. Its product is annotated as protein KIBRA. Gene Ontology annotation, cellular component: cytoplasm. The record is from RefSeq and is a predicted model, not a curated record. Gene Ontology annotation, biological process: cell migration; negative regulation of organ growth; regulation of DNA-templated transcription. NCBI's taxonomy places the organism in Eukaryota, Metazoa, Cnidaria, Anthozoa, Scleractinia, Pocilloporidae. Gene Ontology annotation, molecular function: molecular adaptor activity; kinase binding.
AUUGUCCAAAUACUAGACUGACUCGAAAUAAUUUAGAGGGCUCGCAUGCAUAUGGAGGCGAAAUCUUACGGGUUUUUAUGAAUUUGGCCCUCGUUUUAGCGGGAUUUGUGGUUUAAUGUGUGACACGGAAUUUCAACUAUGGGACAAUGCUAAUGAAACUGACAUGGCCGCGAAAUUGACGAAUUCAAAUCAUCGAGAAACCGCUGUAGUGUGACCACAGUGAGCUAAACAUGGACGCUGGUAGAUGAGUAGGGUUGCAAAGUGUGGCUGAAACGCCAUGCCAAAGAAGAAAACAUGCGAAGUACCGCUUCCACUAGGUUGGGAAGAAGCGAAAGACUUCGAUGGAAGAAUUUAUUACAUCGAUCACAACACUAAACGAACUUCAUGGGUCGAUCCGCGAGAUAGGUUAACAAAGCCAUUGACUUUUGCUGAUUGUGUAGGAAAUGAACUACCAUUUGGCUGGGAAGAACUUGAUGAUAAAGUUCUUGGAAGUUACUUUAUUGAUCACAAUACAGGAUCGCAACAGCAUGAAGAUCCAAGAGUACAGUGGCGGAAGAGGAGAGAAACCAUGCUCUGUGAUUAUUUAGUAAUGGUACAAUCAGACUUGACGGCAAAGCAGCACAUGAAAGACGUCAAGCAAAAAAGACUAGAUUUGGCUUGCGAAGAGGUUCAAUUUUGGACGUCAGAGCUUGAAAAGAUGCAGAGACGAAAUGAUAAAGAAGGACAAACCAGCCAACAUGUCAAGCAAGGAAGCUUUAGUUCUUCGUCAUCAAAUUCAACCGUCAGCUCGAUAGCAAGCAAAUACGACGUGAAUCAGCUGAAGAAAGAGAUUUCCCAAGCCAGAUCGAGGGUUGAAGUCCUCAAAGCCGAGAUGGAGGCAGUUUCUGGAGAAGUCCAGGCGCGGGAAGAGGGAUACGAAACGUUAAAGAAAAUUGACAGGAAGUUGUCUUCCCGUCAAGGCUGCAAGAAAGAGGACGUUCAGGGUUUAGUGGAGGAGAUAACAAGUGCAGAACGAAUAUUGUUUUCCAAGGAACAAGAGAAAAGUGAGCUAAUUGAGGCAUUAUUGAGACUCAAGGAUAAACUUUCACAGUCUGAAUCUGCGAACACGGGCAAAGAUGAUUCAGCUGAAGUGGAAAUGAGAGUUGGAUCCCAUUUGGACCUUGGCUCAGAUGCGGCCAUUGGACAUCUCCCUGUGCGAGAUAAACAAGAAUUGAAGGCAGAAUAUAAAGAGGCAUUGAAAAAUGAAUCAAAAUUGCAAAGUGAAAUCACUUGUCUGGACGAACGAAUUACACAAGUAAUGACGGACGAUAAUAAUUCGAGGCCAAUGCUUCUGCAAGAAAAGGAAACUCUCCUUGACGAAAUUCGUCGCCUAAACUCUCUUGUCAAAAGCGAAGGAGAAAAAAAAAAGCUGGAGGACGAGAAAGACAGACUGGCUGCUGACCUCAGCCACGCAAGAGAAGUCUCUAAUCGAGCCACAGCUGAUAGAAUUCAACUUCAAGCAGAGAAAUCUCUGUUAGUUCGACGGCUUGAUGAGCAAUCCAAGAUAACGAACCUUCUGAACAUGCGGCUUAAAAAUAUCUCUGGAAGCACCCCAUCUGUUUCUUCGUGUUCAAGCCGUGGCUCCCUCUCCUUGUCCGGAAGCAGAGGAUCCUUAUCUGCUUCCAGCCGAGGCUCCUUGAACUCGCUCAACUAUCCCGAUCUGAGUCAUAGCGGUGACAUGCCCAACCUCCGAGAGCUCCACCAACGUGUGACGGAUUUACUUCAAGGAAUUUCUACUUACCCGGCAUGUCAACCGAUCUACGAAGUACGGACAACAGGUGCAGCCACAAGUUACACGCCGACAUCCGGGAGAGCAAAUCACCCCAGCGCCAGCAACUCGUCGCAGGUCUCGCUAUCGUCUCGUGACUCGAUUUCGUCUACGCAAUCGCCGCCGAUUUCUCCGAGUACGAGCGAUCUUUCUCCGACGAAUUCGCCGGCCACCGUUCGUGUCAUAGCCACGGAGGGAGAGAGUACAUGUCUGGAUGGAACAGAGCUCGACAGGAGCUGUUUACCCCAGGCCGACGGAAUCCCAGUUCAGCAGCGACUUCGUCUGUUGACCGCAGACUCUAAGUCUAACGAAUCGAUUAACAAUUUUCCUUUUACGCCUAUGUCUCCAAUCACGGAAGGCAUUCCGUCGCUUCCGCUGAGACGAUGCGAGGUCCAUCUUCCACCAACUGGGACAAGGCCCGUAACUGCAGCGCCUUCGGACGAAUCCGUGGCGGCUGAUAGCGGAGUCUUUGACGCAUCCCAAGAAAACCUGAAAGCUACCCAGAGAGGAGACUUCGACGAAGACAGUGUGGACACGGCGCAAAUGAAACUAGGACUCUCAUACGAUGUUGAUCGCGAAGCUCUGAUCGUGUGUAUCGAUCAAGCAAAGGGUUUGAAGGCUCUUGGCAACACCACACAGAAUAAAGAAGUGUUCGCAAAAGCCGUCUUGUUGCCGAGUUCGCCUAGUGAAAGCUGCGUUUUGGAAACGAAGCGUUGUGAUUACCAAGACAAUCCUGUGUUUGAGGAACAGUUUCAUAUUCCGGUUCCCGAGAGCAAACUGACAAGCAAGACUCUCCAGGUGAACCUCCUCGUUAGAUCCAGCUUUCAAACGGAAGAGCUUCUGGGUGGGACACAGAUCAGCCUUGCGGAUUUCAAUAGCCAGACUCCUGUCAAAUUUCGAUGGUAUAACUUAUUGAGUUUUGCGUUCUUCCAGUCGGCAGCUGCGAAGUAUCAACAUGGCAAGAUAAAUACCAUGACGCCUGCGAUUGGUUCGCUCUCGAUGGACUGCGUUUGUGAGCCAAAGAGAGGCAACUUACGACCCAACUCAUGGUGCGAAGGCUCAACAUUAAGCCUGGAAUCAGCGGUUGGAUUCGAGCGUAUCCCUUGUAGAUCAGUGAGUCAAGAAGUACUUAACGAGGGUGUGGAAAGUCUACCCGUUCGAAAGCGCACCGCUGGAAGGCCGGUAGAAAGAGCGCAGUCUCAAGGUGAUAGUGUCAUCAGUGGAGGCUCUCUACAGGACAGAGACAGUGACUUCGAUAGAUCACCUGUAGCUCGGCCCAGACCCAACAUGCUGAAGUCGAAGUAUUCGAGAAAGUUUUCUGAUCCUCAACCGCUGUCGUUCCAAGGCCACGGAGAAUUCGAUGAGCUUCACAUGAUGCCUUUGAGUCGGCUGGUUGGUGACAUAACUCUUAAUCGCAGUAACUCGGACUGUACCACGCGGAAAACGGAGGCCAGCCCAUUUGUGAGAAUGUCUGUGGAAAGGACCAGCAUGAGAAGGAAAAAGCAGCGCCCAAUGUCAUGGCAAGGAAUACAACAGUAUCAACAGUUAAAUCAUCUUGAUGCUCGGGCGGCUGUGGACCUUGAAUUCCAGCUAGAAGCCUCUAAAGCCAAACAGCUGCAGGUAAACGAUGAUAUUCGAAGGUUGUCGCAGCUGAAGAAACGAAUCGAGGAGGCAAUUGACGGAGGAUGCACCGAAAUUCCAAAAUCAAUGGAGGAGAGCGAAGAAUUUCAGGCUCUCCUCAGAGAUGUAGAGGCCUUCAGAAGUCUCACCAUGCCUGGACAUCGAGGUAGAAGUCCUUACUCGAGAAGAAGCCACAAGGCCUUUAGAGACAGAUUCAGCCCUUUGCAUAAUAAGCAAGCUAAGUCGCCCGGGAAUUCAAACGCUAAUGACACUCAUUGGGUGUAAAGCGCUCAUUGCAAUGAGGAAAGAAGAAACAUUCAAGCUUCAGAAAUAUUGAAUUUAUCUUCACUGGAGUUAUUUGAAUGAAAUUGACGUGCAGCAAACGACAGGAGAACCAAAUGAAAGUGGUACCUUCCAAAGAAUUCGACAAAAGUAUGCAAAGGCGAACAAAAACAAGACUAAAACAGCUCUGGAACACAUCCUGGCACACAUCGACGACCAUUUCAGCUGGUGAUUAGUUGCAAAUCUUCUAGGUAGUUCUUUUUGUUAGUAUUAAAACUAACGAUUUUUGUAUAAACUGACCAAGAACUUUCAAAAAGUAGCUUAAAUUAUACCUGUUGCUGUGAAAGAGGAAAACUCUCUAAUAGAAGAAACCUUAAUCUUUUAGCCCCUAAGAGUGACCAGCAUCUAAUUUCUCCUUACCAUAUCAUCCCUGAAUCAAACAUGAAAGUUAUGAGAACAGAGGAGAUGAUCACCAACAAAAGCAGCUCUUGACUGUUACACAAAUUCUCCUUGUCAGCCUCUUUGGAAAUAUAUGAAGAACAGUAAGGAGAAUAUGCCUACUGAUGUCAGGGGGUAAAGGGUUAGGCUAAAGUUCGUAUUUUUAUAACUUUGCUACCUCCAGUUGCAACGCGCGUUUUCUAACAAUUUGUAAUAUAAUAUUCAAACGUCUUUUUUUAACUUGACCGCAGAGUUAGCUUUGUACUAUAUGUUUGUAAUAUUGCGUCAGCCGAAAGCCUUUUUCUGGUUAAGCUCUGGCCUCGUUGUCAAAACGAGUCUUGCUACCUAUGUCUAUUAGCUCUUUUUCGAAUGAACGACCCUGCUGUGGCCUCGCCCUGAUGAUGAGGCUGAGAAUAACUCCGUCAAGGGCUAAACCCUUUCGAUUCCAUUGGCCUAAAUACUUAAUUUUCG